This is a messenger RNA of Aureobasidium namibiae CBS 147.97, 1362 nucleotides long. Its product is annotated as glycoside hydrolase family 27 protein. NCBI's taxonomy places the organism in Eukaryota, Fungi, Ascomycota, Dothideomycetes, Dothideales, Saccotheciaceae. Bases 1 to 1362 code for a protein of 453 amino acids. The record is from RefSeq and is a predicted model, not a curated record. Gene Ontology annotation, molecular function: alpha-galactosidase activity. The transcript is spliced from 8 exons. Gene Ontology annotation, biological process: carbohydrate metabolic process.
AUGGCGGCUGUAAGCGCAGUUGAGAAUGGUCUGGCAAGAACUCCUCAGAUGGGAUGGAACAACUGGAACACUUUCGCAUGCGAUGUCUCCGAGCCUUUGCUUCUUGAGACUUCGAGAAUCAUGAUAGACACCGGACUACGCGAUUUGGGCUACAACUACGUGGUCUUGGACGAUUGCUGGAGCGAGAAGCGAGGCGCGGACGGAUACUUGGCUGUGGACGAAUCAAAGUUCCCAAAUGGCAUGAAGAGCGUCGCCGACAGUCUUUACGACGAUAAUUUUUUGUUCGGCAUGUAUUCGUCGGCUGGAGAAUACACCUGUGCAAGAUAUCCUGGAUCACUGGAUCAUGAGGAGCAGGAUGCCGAGAGCUUCGCUCCGUGGCGAGUUGACUACCUCAAAUACGACAACUGCUACCACAUGGGUCGCAUGGGUACGCCUUUGAUCUCCUUCAAUCGAUAUAACGAGAUGGCAAAAGCCUUGAAAGAGACUGGCAGGUCAAUCCUAUACAGUCUUUGCAGCUGGGAAGAAGAUUUUGUCCACACAUGGGGUGGUUCGAUUGCAAACUCCUGGCGUGUAUCUGGAGACAUCUAUGACUCGUUCGCUCGCCCGGACGAGCUAUGCGGAUGCGGAGAUGCCACAAACCCGCACUGUAUCGCACCGGGGACUCACUGUUCUGUACUCGCCAUUCUGAACAAAGUCGCUCCGUAUAUUGAUCGUGGAAUGCCCGGCGCCUGGAAUGAUCUAGAUAUGCUUGAGGUCGGACUUGGAGGCAUGUCAGAUGAAGAGUACAAAGCUCAUUUCGCCAUGUGGGCUGCCUUGAGGUCACCAAUGCUUCUUGGAAACGACCUUCGUGCCAUGUCGGCCAAGACCCUGUCUAUCGUAAACAAUCCCGCUAUCAUAGCAAUCUCGCAAGACCCAUGUGGUCGCCCAGUCCAUCUUCGGCAUCGGGAAACACACGUCUGGAGCGGACCUCUCGCCAACGGUGAUCAAGUUGUGAUCUUCCUCAAUGCUGCCAACAAUGAUGUGGACAUGGAAGCUUCCUUGGAGGAGAUCUUCGUAUCCGAAGGCGUCGGUGGUACGGCGCCUCAAGUGGCUCAAGAGUGGAACAUACAUGAUCUUUGGGCUCACCGAAUGAGGGACAAGGAUUCCAAGGCCAUCCUGGAUGCUUCCGACGCAAGGGCAGCGUGCAAACAUCUUCAACAAACUCAACUGAACGACGUCCGUCUGUUUGGGGCUAAAGUCGGCACUGUCUUACCCCACGGCAAGAUCAACGUGCAUGUAGGUAGACAUGCAGCAAAGGUCUUGCGUCCAAGAAGCUCGGCAGGUACGCAAAGCCGUAAAUCAUUGCUUAAGCAGGAAUUGUAG